Colletotrichum aenigma is the source of this 1131-nucleotide messenger RNA. RefSeq names its product Core trichothecene cluster (CTC) protein 14. The record is from RefSeq and is a predicted model, not a curated record. The transcript has 2 exons. The coding region runs from base 1 to 1131 and encodes 376 amino acids. NCBI's taxonomy places the organism in Eukaryota, Fungi, Ascomycota, Sordariomycetes, Glomerellales, Glomerellaceae.
AUGCCUUCCACUCUUUCACUGUUGGCAGCUAGCCUAGUGGCCGCAACCUCCGUUGUCUCGGCGUUCCCUUUCCACCUCAAGGAGACCGAGAACUGUUCUGAAGUCAAUGGUACCUUCUCUAUUGACAACUACAAACUUUACCCAGAGAAUCUUGACUGGGAUCCCGUUCACUGCAAGCUUUACAUCAGUGCCAACUUCAACUCCACUGUCCUCGUCUACGAUCCUUACGCAACAACAUACGACAUUCUCACAUUUGAUGGAAUUACCGGUGUUGACCCGUAUCAUGUCUCCGGCAUUGACUACGACGCGACCACUGAGUCAAUUCUGAUCUCCGCCAACAGCGGCAACCCGUUUGUAACCUCCGGAAAAAACAUGACUGGAGCCAAUAAGGUUAUUCGCUGGGAUACCAACACAAACUCGGCCGCCUACACCGCCGACCUGGCUGAUUUUACCGCUAAGUUGGCCAUCAGCAACAUGACUGGCGGCGGAUACCAGGACUUUGCUGAGGACAAGGAAGGCAACACGUACGUUCCUGUCGUCUUCCAUGUCCCUGCUAUUGCCAAAAUCACCAAGUCGGGAGAGGUGUCAUCUUGGUACAUUGGUGAAGCAAGUACUUCAAGCAAGUACAUCUAUCUCGGCAUCGUCUUCCACGAGAGCACCAAUAAGCUACUCAUCACGGCGCCUUACCUUGGUACUUUUGUCUCCUUCGACGUUUCCUCGUCCUCUCCCACCCCUACGAACAUUACCAUGAAUUGGCCGGCAGAUGGGUCGUACACCGCUAGUGACCUAGAGUGCGAUGGUCUUCUCAACCCGGCACGGUACAACCGCAACGUUCUGCUCUGCUCUGAAAACGGGCUGCAGGCCAUCACGCUCUGGGCUUCGAAGGACGGUUUCGCUACUGUUGAUUAUAUCGGUCAGGUUGCGGAUAACUUUACCACCGAUAUCGCAACGUGGGCGUCGCCAACUGCUACGGUGCAAAUUGGUAACAGCAUCUACAUUUCGCAUGAGUACUUCCAUGAUCUCAACGAGUUUGAUGUCGCCGGCAAUCGGUCGACCUUCCCCUUCGUGGAUGCUACAGCAGAUUUUGACAAGCUCGUUCUUGCGGCCGGGUACACCAUCUCCGACGCUUGA